Messenger RNA from Aplosporella prunicola CBS 121167, 2220 nucleotides. RefSeq lists its product as uncharacterized. Gene Ontology annotation, cellular component: nucleus. Gene Ontology annotation, biological process: DNA repair; DNA replication; DNA recombination. The transcript is spliced from 4 exons. Lineage: Eukaryota; Fungi; Ascomycota; Dothideomycetes; Botryosphaeriales; Aplosporellaceae. Bases 105 to 1973 code for a protein of 622 amino acids. Gene Ontology annotation, molecular function: DNA binding. The record is from RefSeq and is a predicted model, not a curated record.
GCCCACACUUUUGCGAACGAUCGAACCUCUGCCGCCACCACCCACACUACAUCACUCUACCGCCCAACGCCUGCCAGGCAAGUCCAAAGUCAGAACCGCGUAUCAUGGCCGAAGAGGCAAUUUCCAGAGGAACUCUGCGGGCCAUCUACACCACCGGGCCCGAGUCGGUCCAAAACCCCAUCCUGCAAUGCGUGCAGAUCAAGGCUAUGGAGUCCAAGGGUGGCGAGGAUAGGUUUCGCAUAGUGCUGAGCGACGUUGAUCACUUUAUCCAGAGCAUGCUGGCGCAUCAGAGCAACCACCUCAUUAAAAACGGAACGCUCAAGAGAGGCUCCAUAGUUCGCUUGAAGCAAUUCCACCCCCAGGACAUCAAGAACAGGAAGAUUCUGGUCGUUCUCGCCCUCGAUGUGCUGACAGACUACGGAGAGCUUGAUAAGAUUGGACAGCCUAUUGGGCUGGAAACCUCUAUCAAGCCUGAAGCUGGACAGACGCCGCAACCUGAAGCGCAACCACAGGCGCAGCCGCAAGCGCAACAGCCCGCUGAUAUUGGAGGCAACAACUUCUACGGCACCAACAAGCCCAUUAAACAGCAACAGUCUUCUUUGCCUUCGCGUAAUGCGCCGACCGGCGCUCCCCCGGGUCUUGCCACCCUCUACCCCAUCGAAGCACUGUCGCCAUACACUCACAAGUGGACCAUCAAGGCACGAUGCACGAACAAGAGCGGUAUCAAAGAGUGGCACAACAAGAACGGAAGCGGCAAAUUGUUCAGUGUGAAUUUACUGGACGAGAGUGGUGAGAUCAGAGCUACAGGGUUCAAGGACCAUUGCGACCAGCUGUACGACGUCUUCCAGGAGGGUGACGUCUAUUACAUCUCCAACUGUCAGGUCAAAUUGGCGAAGAAGCAGUUUUCCAAUGUCAACAACGACUAUGAACUGACCUUCCAGAACGACUCCAUAGUGGAGAAGGCUGAAGACCCCGACAGUGUGCCCCAGGUGCGCUACAACUUCACCAGCAUUGGCGAUCUGCAGUCUGUUGAGCCUAACAACACGAUCGACACCAUCGGAAUCCUCAAGGAUGCUGGCGAGGCGGGAGAGAUCAUCUCUAAGUCUACGGGCAAGCCUUACAGGAAGCGUGAACUUACUCUCGUCGACGAUACCAUGCACUCAGUACGCCUGACGAUAUGGGGAGAUUCCGCUAUGAACUUUGAGGUGCCCGUGGAAUCUGUUCUUGCUUUUAAGGGUGUCAAAGUCUCAGACUUUGGUGGCCGCAGUUUGAGCUUACUGAGCGCUGGCUCCAUGAACGUCGACCCCGACAUCGACGAAGCCCAUAAACUGAAGGGCUGGUAUGACGCACAGGGCCGCAACGACGAGUUCACGACGCACCAACAAGCGGUCGGCACAACUAGCAACAAGCGCCAGGAGUACAAGACUAUUGCUCAGGUGCACGAGGAGCAGAUUGGCAUGUCCGAUGAAGCACAGUUCUUCAACCUUAAGGCCACUAUCAUUUAUGUGAAGCACGAAAACUUCGCCUAUCCGGCCUGUGCUAGCGAGGGAUGCAACAAGAAAGUGGUUGAGGUCAACCCCGGCGAAUGGCGUUGCGAGAAGUGCAACACGACACACCCGAACCCGCAGUAUCGCUACAUCAUGAGCUGCAACGUCAGCGACCAUACGGGCCAGCUGUGGCUCAGUUGCUUCGACGAGACCGGCCGCAUUAUCAUGGACAGGAGCGCCGACGAACUGGUUGAGAUGAAGGACAGCGAAGACAGGACGGCAGAGGCGGACAGCGUGUUUGUGGACGCAACGUGCAAGUCUUUCGUCUUCAGGGUCAAGGCCAAGAUGGACACUUUCCAGGAUCAGCAGAGGGUCCGCUAUCAAGUUUCCAGCUGCAGGCCACUCGACUUCAAGUCCGAGUGCACGACGUUGACGGAGAUGAUCAAGCAGUACAGCCUGGAGGACAACAGCCUCUUUGUCAACUAAACUGGCAUGGUUUAGGCAGGAUGAAAUUGGCUUAAGGGCAGCGAUGGCUUCUUUGGCUCACACAACUGGCUGGAAAGGGUGGAGAUUAUUGAAUCGGGAGUCUGGCGUUAAACGAGCGUGGUUGAGUAGCAAACAUAUGGAUGAGGUAGGCUAUUAGGGAUGAUACGCUAGCGGUGUGCUGGAUUCCGAGUUUGUUUAUCCGAUUAUCAUUUUUUUAUAGCAAGAAAAUAGCCAUGAGUUUCUGUAG